This is a messenger RNA of Acanthoscelides obtectus, 469 nucleotides long. NCBI's taxonomy places the organism in Eukaryota, Metazoa, Arthropoda, Insecta, Coleoptera, Chrysomelidae. The record is from the annotation of a GenBank genome assembly.
AUGCUCCUACUAAACACUCGCAUACAUAUUCUUAUGCCGCCACGUUGUCGGCGUGAGCAGCGAACGUGUUAAAUAGUUUGACCUCUUUCCAAAAAAAAAAACUCAUAAUGAACAAUUCCAGUUGCUGUCCACCAAACACACAACAAAACCUUGUUUGGGUGCAAGGAAGCCUUGGUCGUGUGUGGUACCGAAUCAGUAGGCGACAACCAAUGAUUCAAACGCUUAAAAUUAGUAUACAAGAUCCAUUUUUCGUCGCAGGUUAAUAACCGAUCAAGAAACGGUUCAUUAGCGUUGCGUGAAAUGUUUGCUGAACAGAUAGUAAGACGACUUAAUUUCUGAUGAAGAUGCAGAUGAAUAGUUUCAGGACUCACUCUGAACAUUUCUGCAAGUUCUUGACACGUUGUCUUGGAAUUUGCAUCCACAACCUGUCGAAGAUCCUCGUUGUUCAUGAUUUUUCUCCCUGCGCGCG